AUGGCAGGCAAGUUAGAGGACAUCGCCGCCGCCGCUCAUCACAUAGGCUUCUUCACGAAUACUGCGAUAUCCGUGCACUAUAAAUCGUCUCACCCAGUGACCAAUGUCGAAGAGCUCAUAUAUACUGCCGUCGCAGAUGUGGUCCGUUCACAUCCCAUACUAUUCGCCAUUCCAGUCGGUGCGGGCGGCGCAGAGCCUUACUGGGGCCGUCUGCCAUCGAUUGACAUCAAGAAAGCCGUGACUUUCGUUGAACGAAGCACGCCCUCGACAAUCGACGGCAUUGGGAGAGACAAAGAGCUUGAUUCAUUGCUUGAGAGUCAGCAUAACACUAGUUUCAAGGAUGGUUACGGUACUCUGCCAGUAUGGCGAUUGGUUAUUCUGCGAGAACCAGGAGUCCAGCUUGAAUUUACGGCUUGUCUAAUCGCUCAUCAUUCUAUGAGCGAUGGUAUUGGUCUUCAAGUCUUCCAAAACUCAUUCCAGAGUGCCCUGUCGAAUACUUCAGGGUCAACCCCAUUACAGGUAGAGGCUAGCAGCGUCAUCUUCUCGAAUUCCGAUGACCCCAUUGCUCCAUCCCUUGAAGAGGCUCAUCCACUGCCCAUCCCAACUGAAGCUCCGGAGGCUAAUGCCACGGGAGUCAAGGAAUGGACGGGCAACCCUGUGCAAGUGCCCUGCAAGACAAGGUAUAUGUCACUGUCUUUAGAAUCAGAUGUCGUACAGCGCUUCGCACAGGAAUGCAAGAAGCACAAGACAACGCCAACAACUGCCCUCCCAUCUCUAAUCGCUAGAUUACUGUUCAACAACCUUCCGCCAACUGUCGAAGCUUUGCUUUGCAACCUCCCUGUCAGCUUACGCAUGGAUCUGCCAAGUGGUCUUGUCGAUGGUGUGAUGGGAAAUUUCAUCGAUGCCUUCAAGGUUAAAUUACUUCGCUCCGACCUCGACAACACCCAAAAGUCAAGUGACCAGCUUAUCGGCUCUUUGGACAUUUGGACUCACGCCCGGAAAAUCCAACAAGCUACGAGAAGGUAUUUUGCGAAUACUUCACCUUCUGGUCAGUUGUUCACCAACAUAGCCUUAUUCAAACUCAUUCCGGACCUCAGCGCCGUCUUGACCGCUAUGAUUGGUGGGACUCGGAGCGAAUCUUUUGAAGUAUCUAACCUUGGCACUUUUUCACAGCCAAAGAAUCUCCAGACUGGAUCCGUUCCGAUCUGGAAGGCAGGGAAAGUACUUCUCAGUCGAUGUGCAUAUGCUGCUGGAGGGCCAUUGGUGGUCUGUGUGCUGGCCAGCGACGAGAAUUGGGGAUUUGGAUUUACGUGGCAGGAGGGUGCUAUCCCUGAUGAUGUGGUCGAGAAUAUAAUUGAUAGCGUAAGGACGUAUUUAGAUUCUCAUCAGGCGGCCAUGACGUAA
Molecule: messenger RNA, 1404 nt
Organism: Exophiala aquamarina CBS 119918
Lineage: Eukaryota; Fungi; Ascomycota; Eurotiomycetes; Chaetothyriales; Herpotrichiellaceae
Exons: 1
Coding region: 1-1404 (467 amino acids)
Molecular function (GO): N-acetyltransferase activity
Source: RefSeq, a predicted model, not a curated record